CUCUACCUACCGCUCCUGAGGAUGAUCACGCUUGGACGACGGGAGAAGAAUUAGGAGGAAUGAAGGAAAUACUUCAUGGAAUGUUGCUCAAGACAAGUUGCCUAGGGAAUAUUCUGGAAAAAUGUUUUUUGGGAUUAUACUGAAGCUUAACCUCAGGAGUUCCUGUGUAAAGGGUAAAAGCCACCAGCACGAGAUUCAGAGUGCAAUGAAACAAACCCAACAAAAACGAUACUGGAAUUAACUUCCCGUGUUGCAAGAGGGGAGAGGAAAAAAGCAGCAAAGAAUCCUGACCACAAAAACCAUGAGAGACCGUCUGCAAGAGCUCAGACUGAGGGCUAAAGAACUACAGAUGGGUGGGGAAAACAAUGGUGCAACUGUCCAAGAAGAGGAGCAGGAGGAGUUUGAACAGCAGGCCAUAAUUUAUGAAAAAGAGCCCAUCACUGAAAGGCACUUGCAAGAAAUCCAGAAACUUCAGAACGAAAUCAAUAACCUGGUGGAAGAAGUCAAUAAAUUCAGCCAACAACAAAAAAGCCUCGUGUCCUCAAUGAGAAGGUUCAGCGUUCUCAAAAAGGAGUCUAACAUAGCCAGGGAAAUCAAAGUGCAGGCAGAGCACGUCCGCAGAGGUCUGGAUGAGCUGUCCAAAGCAGUGAGGAGAGCUGAGAGCGAGCAGGGGCCGGCCCGAGCCGCGGUGAGGAUCCUGGCGGCCCAGCACACCUUCCUGUCCCACCGCUACCUGCACGCCAUGCUCGCCUACAACGAGGCCAUCACCGCCAAGCAGGACAGGUGCAGGACCUUCAUCCUCCGCCAGCUCGAGGUGGCUGGCAAAGAGCUGUCAGAGGAGGAGGUCAAUGACAUGCUCCAGCAAGGCAAGUGGGAGAUUUUCAAUGAAAAUCUGCUCACUGAAGUCAAGAUUACUAAAGCUCAGCUGUCAGAGAUUGAGCAGAGACACAAAGAACUGGUCAAUCUGGAGAACCAGAUCAAAGAUGUGAAAGAACUCUUUAUCCAGAUCUCACUUCUGGUGGAGGAGCAAGGGCAGAUGAUCAACAACAUAGAAAUCUACAUGAACAAUGCUCAAGAAUAUACUCAAGCAUCUAAAGAAAAGUUUGGGCUUGCAGUCAGGUAUAAAAGAAGAAACCCUUGCAAAGCAAUUUGCUGCUGGUGUUGUCCGUGCUGCAGAUGACACCAGGCAUGAACUGCUUGAAAUACCAGUGGUUCCUCCACACCAAACUGAUCUUGGAAAGCACUCUUGGCAUCCCUCAACUGCUUCACUUUUCUUCCCAUUUUCCCUUCAGCAGAGCUCUCAGGAAAAACUGCAUCUGUUUUUCAAGACAGAGUAAAGAAUUUUAUGGUUUUCACAGAAAUACAUGAACUACAGGAAAGGGUCAAAGGAUAAAAGUGACUUUUUUUGUGUUCUUAUAAACUUCUUCAAAAGUUUAGAAAUUCUCAAGUUUAGUUUGUUUCUUCAAACUAAAACAGUGUGGCAACAAACUCCCUGUGCUGUUGGGAGGCAUUGAAAAUAGUGUUAAUCUCAAAGACAGGAUUCAUAAAAACUUUUUACUUACUUUUCACAAUAGUAAAUACUUUUAAUUGCCUUGUGGUUUUUUACCAUUUAUAUUUACUUGCUCAAAUUCUAAAUGUUUUUUCCCCCAGGAGUCUAAAAUUCUACAAAACAAAUCUCCACACAUGAAGCAGACACCACUAGUAACAAUCCAGAAUGGGAUGCCUAAACCAAACAAGAGGUCAGAAAACUUACCAGGAAUGUUUCAAUACUACAUCUGUAGGAAAAGUUCAUAAACUUUUCAGAAAUUGACACAGAGAUAUUUAUAUUAUUCAGCUCCACAGGCAGAGCCCUUCCAGGAUAGAGGAAUAUGAUCCUUAAUUACACUCCCAAAAGGCACAUUCUUAAUGCUGCCUAUCCUGCCUUAAUACACAGCCACAUUUACAGUCUCACUCUUGCUAACACAAAAAUUUAUGAAAAAAUAGAAUAAAAAAUAGAACUCCAUCCUUACACCCCCUGCUCCUCCCCCAUAAUCUAGAACCAGAGAAUGAUUUAGGUUGGAAGAAACAUUCCAACUCCUUUUGGAAGUGAGUGAGAAAUAGCUCUCCAUGCAGUUUAACAGACAAUAGCAAUGUCACUGAGACAAAAAAAGUUCUUUCUAAGAAGAAAUAAAUAAAAGUUUCAACAUGAAAACCAAAAACAGCAAACCAGAAACGUAUUCCUGAACUGCUUUGUGCUGUGCAAAGAUGACACUUUUAUUUGGAUAGUCAGAGAAGGGAUUAGAAACUGCACUGCAAUUCAGCAAGACACUAAGUGAACUGGAUGCCUGUAGUUGCACGUAGCAGGAAAAAAAAUCUACAAUCAAAGUCAUUUUCACAUUGUGGUGUUUAGAAAUAGUUGGAUUCCUUCCAUCCCAGAGCAAAACUGCAACUGAAAUUAACUGCUAUCAAAAUAUAAUCAAAUGUCUCAACCUUAAAGUAAAAAAUACUAUUUACACAGUAGCAACAAAAAAUAAACUUAGAUGAUGACAUCACUGAAACUAUUUCAUUAAAUACUCUCCCCUUAACUGCAUAUAUUAAAAAUACAUUUAUGUUCCAAGGGCAGAGUAGAAAUUAGCCAAUAAACAGGCUGUACUUCCAGUAGUGGAAUAAAACUCAAGUUUUCAAAAUUCAAGUUUUAAUACUUAGGAAAAGAGCUGCCUGAUUAAGUAAUUUCCAGAUGUAAAUUGGUUAGAAACAGGCAAAACAGAUAAAACACACUGAAGGAGAACUGGGAAAUGAGAAGGACUUGUGGAAAACUUUUCCUAUUAACUGAAAAUAAAUAGUAUGAAAUAAUAGUAUGAGCUACAGUUUACAUUGAAUCUGAUACUGAGCAUUCAAAAUGAUUAGCAGUAGAAAUCUGCAAUAAUCACUAAAGUAACUUCCCAGUGUUUUCAGUACUUACAUAAAUAUGCAGAAAACUAAACAAAUUAAAGCCCAGCUGCAAGGGUUCUAUGAAGAGAAGUGAAACAUUAAUAGCUAUAAUCCCUUCUCACCAAAAUAACAGGCAGAAAAAGCUUUCUCCUAACAAAAUACCUGCCCAAAAAUCUCCUUGGUAUAAAAUAUCAGUCACAGCACAUGGACUUGCACUUCCUCUUGUACAUGGUCCAUGUCAACUUAAAUUAAAAAAAAAAACAAAAAAAACAAAACAAAGAUUCCAAACAAACACAACUAAUCCCAAAAAAACCCCAGGAUUUGCCUGCAUAAUAUGAUGUCUGUGUGCUCCUUUCUGAUAAAAUAAAGGACAAAAAUAAUCCUAAGAAAAUUUAAACUUGUAUGCAAGUCUUGAGGAUGCUGCCAGAAGAAUUUACCCAUAAAUAAAGUGAUAACACUGAACAGUAAAAAACUCCAAAUGACAAGGUUAACAUCUCUAUGUAAUCUAUACCAAGAGACAGUAAAAGACAAUACUAUCACAUUUGAGGAAAAUUGUCUUAAAAUGCUUCUGUGACACCUCCAUGGGCAGCAAUAAAUAACAACAUGGGAGAGCAGCAAUUAAAAUUUGUAGAAAGCAUCACAUGGAACAUCAGAUUUCUCAUAUUCCAUAUUUCUGUAAGGUAGAGUAUUUAGCACCAAUUUUAUGUCCAUAUUGUGCAAUUCAGCCUAUUCUGCAUGGAUUAAAAUGCACCAAUUAAAAAAUGUAGCAAGAUAUUGGGGAACUUCUUGCUACAUGGGUAGCAAGUAUGUCUUUAAAAAAAACCCAACAAAACCAAAAAGCCCACAAACAAAAUCUGAACAUUAAAAUUAAUAUUUAAAAAGGCUAAUUUUCAGCAUAAAUUAGGAAAUCUGACAAUACAGGAAAGAGUUCUUAACUCAAGAGGCAGAGUCACACAGGAGCAUAAACCAAAGAACUUCUGGAUCCCUCCACAGAAUUGGGAUACUGCAAAAGCAAAUUCUGAUCAAAGGCUUGAAGUUUAAU
This is a messenger RNA of Melospiza georgiana, 3952 nucleotides long. RefSeq names its product syntaxin 19 (gene STX19). The record is from RefSeq and is a predicted model, not a curated record. Gene Ontology annotation, molecular function: SNARE binding; SNAP receptor activity. Bases 302 to 1180 code for a protein of 292 amino acids. Gene Ontology annotation, biological process: exocytosis; synaptic vesicle fusion to presynaptic active zone membrane; intracellular protein transport. The transcript is spliced from 2 exons. Lineage: Eukaryota; Metazoa; Chordata; Aves; Passeriformes; Passerellidae. Gene Ontology annotation, cellular component: presynaptic active zone membrane; SNARE complex; endomembrane system.